This is a messenger RNA of Orbilia oligospora ATCC 24927, 1413 nucleotides long. RefSeq lists its product as uncharacterized. The transcript has a single exon. The record is from RefSeq and is a predicted model, not a curated record. Bases 1 to 1413 code for a protein of 470 amino acids. Gene Ontology annotation, molecular function: phosphoprotein phosphatase activity. NCBI's taxonomy places the organism in Eukaryota, Fungi, Ascomycota, Orbiliomycetes, Orbiliales, Orbiliaceae.
AUGAACGACCAAACCGUAGAUCCGGGUGAUGCCACCCAAGGGAUAGAGAAAUCCGGGUCUAAAAAGCGCAAUAGGAGGAGAAUGAGACCCAAAGCGAAGAAGGCAGAGGCUUCCAAACAAGUAAAUAAAGCUGAAGUGCCAGCUUUAGCAACAUCUAUGCAAUCGCCACAAUCGCAACCACAUACGAAUGCUCGGGAACUCCGACAAGCUGUCCCAAUGUUACCAUAUCAUCAGACAGGCGGCCGGAUUCCGAGCUAUCAGGCCCUAAUGAGCACCGGGCCUGGGCUUUCAGGUAUAGGAUCACAACUGGCGACUAAACCUAAAGGCAAAGGUAAGGCAUUCCAGGUUCAACAGUCGCGACAAUUUCACGGAAACCCUGCAGCCCGCCCUGAUGCCAACACUCAGCCUGUCGAUCGUGGGAGCAAAAACAUCAAUGACGACUUCGACAAGCUGAACCUAAGGACCGAGAAUCCUUUUCUUUUGACUACAGACCUCCGAGUUCCACAUAGAAGGCCUGCCAAGAAGUAUUUUACAGAAGACGACCCAGACCGUAUCAGGCUUUCCAAAAAAUGGGUCCCUGAGGAUCCUGCGGAUGCGACAGGCUAUAGAGAUGGCUGGACACAACGGGACCAUAAGAUGGCGCAGAUUGUCCUCCCGCCACCUCUGCCAACUGAAGAAUAUCUUCAAGCGGCUCGCACUCCGACCAGGCCAGUCGACAAUCCGACCAAACGGAAGCUUCUUGUUAUACUUGAUCUCAACGGCACCCUUCUCUGCCGUACAAGAAUGCUUAAUGGGUGUAGAGACAAAUACAACCCAUGGCCUCGGACAAAUCUCCCGCCUUUCUUAGAUUAUCUUUUCCGAGAGCACCACGUCGUAGUGUUUUCGUCUGCAAUGCAAGGCACUAUUCUUAAUCUACUGAAGGCUACUAUGGCUAGAGAGCAUCGCAGCAAGAUUCUGCGUAUAUUCACUCGAGAAGAUAUGGACAUUCCUCACAAGUACUUCAAGUUAAAGGUUUCGACAUUCAAGCGGCUAUCCAUGGUAUGGGAUGCACUUGCAGACCAGGAUAGCAAUUGGCAAUUCGACCAGACCAAUACCGUCUUGAUGGAUGAUAGCACCGAUAAGGCUUCCUCAGAACCCCAUAAUCAUUUGUUGGUUCCGGAAUAUACAGUAGAUAUUCACAACGCCGGUGGUGACGAAGUCCUCGGAAACAUCGCAGGGUACCUAGAGGAGGUAAAGAAAUGGGAAAAUGUCAGUGCAUAUAUUCGGGAGAACCCGUUCGAUAAAGACCGGGAUUACCCGAAACCCGAGGGAUGGGUCCCUCAUAUGGAUGUUUACACUCCCGGGCCCUCAUUCGAUCCAAACCCUGGAUACAUUAUAGAAGGUCAAGAACCCCCUAACUCAAAUUUCUAUUGA